CUCCUCCUCUCCCUCUCAGUUGCAUCCUCUACGCAUCUCCUCCUCCUCUUCCUCCUUUGUUUGUCGUGCUACUAGCAAUGGAGGCAUCUCUCAGGCUCAAGCUGUUCGCCAUGGCCAUGAUGGCCGUGCUGAUGGCCUCUUCCAUGGUGCAGCAGUCCGCCGCGGCCGAGGCGCCCGCCCCCAGCCCCACCUCAAGCGCCCCCGCCCCGUCGACCGCCGCCGCGGCCCUAGCCUCGGUGGCUGCCCUCGCCUUUGGCUAUCUCUUCUGUUGAGCUACGUGCUCACCUUCUUUGCUGUAAUCUAUUUGUUGAUUCUUCCCUUUCGAUUUGAUCGUCGUUGUUGUUGUUGUGUGUGCGCGCAUUGGUGGAAGGGGGAGAGCGCGGUGUUCGUAUGACCGACCGUAUGUGAGUGGUGGACGGCGUUGUAUCAUUUUCAUGCUGCUUAUCAUAACGUGAUCCAUUCUUUCUAUUGCAA
Molecule: messenger RNA, 474 nt
Organism: Musa acuminata AAA Group (dessert banana)
Lineage: Eukaryota; Viridiplantae; Streptophyta; Magnoliopsida; Zingiberales; Musaceae
Product: arabinogalactan protein 13-like
Exons: 1
Coding region: 78-272 (64 amino acids)
Source: RefSeq, a predicted model, not a curated record